Molecule: messenger RNA, 505 nt
Organism: Myotis brandtii (Brandt's bat)
Lineage: Eukaryota; Metazoa; Chordata; Mammalia; Chiroptera; Vespertilionidae
Gene: SHISAL2A
Product: family with sequence similarity 159, member A
Exons: 3
Coding region: 74-478 (134 amino acids)
Source: RefSeq, a predicted model, not a curated record
CUGCUGCGGCUUCCGCGACCACAAGUACUGCUGCGACGACCCGCACAGCUUCUUCCCCUACGAGCACAGCUACAUGUGGUGGCUCAGUAUUGGUGCUCUUGUGGGCCUGUCCAUAGCAGCGGUGGUCCUCCUGGCCUUCGUUGUCACCGCCUGUGUGCUCUGUUACCUGUUCAUCAGCUCAAAGCCUCACACAAAGUUGGACCCAGGUUUAAGUUUACAGACUACAGAACCCGAGGAAAUGUCCCCUGACUGCCAAGAUGGGAAUACAGGCAAGUUGGUGGAGAUACCAGGAGUGAAUUCUCUAAGGCAGAGUCACCCCUUCCUGAACUCACGGCUGGACUGCAAUGAGGAGCAGGCGAUGGACCCCAAACACCUCUUCCAGUACUGCUUCAUGGCCACAGUGACUACCAGUGACAUUCCAGGCAGCCCUGAGGAGGCCCUUGUCCCCAAUCUAAUCGCACAUGGACCAGACCCAUAGACAUCCAAUAAACUUCUCUACACCAUC